Molecule: messenger RNA, 669 nt
Organism: Gregarina niphandrodes
Lineage: Eukaryota; Apicomplexa; Conoidasida; Eugregarinorida; Gregarinidae
Exons: 1
Source: RefSeq, a predicted model, not a curated record
AAUAUUCCGCCGGGUGGUUGGAAGUUGUGUAUGGUUGAUUCGGUGCGACCAAUUCAGUUGUUAAGUUUGUGGAAGUCGUUUAAGGUUGUUGGUGCCAUGGUUGCUGUGAAGCGUCAUCAACCUUCGCCAAUUGUAUUUGAUGGGUCUAUUGCUCAGGUUGCUCAUCAGGAGUUGUGGUGGGCGCCUUGGUCUGGUGUAGAUGAACCUAUGAUUCAUCCGAGGCAGAUGGCGUCUGCUAUUCUUGUUGGUGAUAAUUGGACGUCAAAGUAUAUUCGUAAUUCUGUGCCUGUUAGUCAGCGUUUUCAUUAUGAUAAUCGUGAUCCUAAAGGUGGUAUUGAGCAGGUUGUUGAGUUUUUCAAGGCUGGCUCUCCGCCUUGGUUGCCUAUAGAUCGUAGUGGUCAAGAUGAUGCUGGUAAAGAUUCUGGCAAGUUUGCUUCGCAGCAGUCUAUUGGUUACUUUUAUGUUGACGGGCCUACUAAUUCUAGGGUAACUGUUGAUGUUGAGUUGAAGUUGACUAUUGCUUUGAAGGGUCGUAAGUGUUUGGGUGGUAAGGUCGAUGAGUCUGGGCCUAUUAAUGCUAAUAAUGCUGGGGUUUCUAUUGGUAAUGAGGAUAUUGGGAGUAAUUUAGGGGCUGAUUUGCCUGUUGAGGAUGCUGAUAGUGUUGAUUAG